GUUUUGAGAAAAUGUCAACAAAAUUUCCGAGUAGUUAGCCCCCUGAUUACGGAGGAGGUGAUUGUCAAAAAUUAUUUGGAAGGAAAAAAGAAAACAUUUUGUUUUUCGUGGUUUUUGUGUGGAAAUUCUUUGCGAAAAAUGGAUGUAUUCAACAAACUUUACUCGUCUGUAAGCAGUACUGUUUCUCAAAUUCAAGGAGUACUUCCGGGGAAUCCUGUGACGAGGGAAUUUGAGGUGGUGGAACACAUUGCAAGUGCAGGGCCAGGACUUCUGUGGAAGAUAUAUCGUGGGUAUAAGAAGUCAACCAGGCAGGAAGUUGCAGUGUUUGAGUUUGAGAAGCGACAACUGGAACGAUGGCAGAAGGAUGAUCGCGAAGUAAUGCUGGAAACUCUCAAACGUGGAAUUAGUCAGCUUACGAAAAUUCGUCAUCCACAAGUGCUGACAGUACAGCAUCCCCUUGAGGAGAGUCGCGACAGCUUGGCAUUUGCAACGGAACCUGUAUUUGCAUCUCUGGCUAAUCUUCUUGGGAACAGGCAUAACCUGCCACAGCCCCAACCAACUGCCUUGACUGGCUUCAAACUAUUCGACGUUGAGAUUAAAUAUGGGAUAAUACAGCUCGCAGAGGGGCUGGCAUUCCUGCAUUCAGACGUAAAGCUCCUCCAUAGGAAUAUCUGUCCAGAAUCCAUCAUUGUCAAUCAACAGGGAGCUUGGAAGAUAUUUGGUUUUGAUUUUUGCAUUCUGAAUCAGACAACGCACGAUGCGAAACCAUUCUGGCCAUAUCAAGAAUAUAACUCCACCUGGCACGUUCUCACGCAACCAAUGCUUGAGUACAUGGCACCAGAAAAUGCCCUCAUCUCCACCCACUCGCCCGCAAGCGAUAUCUUCUCUCUCGGCAUGCUAAUUUUCACGAUUUACUCAGUGGGAGGGAAACCAAUGAAGAACUUUGGGAAAGACUGGGGUGCUUUCAAGCGAUUCUCUUCUGAACUCAAACAGGGACGAUAUCCAUCCAUGUCACACAUCCCUGAUGGUUUUGUGGACUACGUCCGCCUGAUGCUCAAUGCUACGCCGGAGCUACGUCCGGACAUUCAUGACAUUAACAAAGUCCCCUACUUUGACGAUGUGGGCGUGAAGACGCUCAGCUAUCUGGACGCCCUCUUCCAGUGGGAUAAUCUGCAGAAGUCAAAAUUCUACAAAGGACUCCCACAAAUUAUCUCCAAAUUACCCCAUCGUGUCAAUAUGCAGAGAAUUCUUCCGUGUUUAGUGAAGGAGUUCAUUAAUGCCCCAAUGGUACCAUUUGUACUGCCCAAUGUGCUCCUAAUUGCGGAGAAUUGCACAGAGAAGGACUACAAGAAACACAUCCUGCCACCAUUGAAAGCUGUGAUGAAAAUUCAAGAUCCAAUUCAGAUCCUUCUUAUCUUCCUGCAGAAGAUGGAUCUCCUGCUGAAGCUAACACCGGCAGAAGAUGUGAAGACGGAUGUUCUUCCAAUGCUGUAUCGUGCCCUCGAAGCGGAUGCACAGCAAAUUCAGGAACUCUGCCUUUCUGUACUCCCAACUUUUGCUUCUCUCGUUGAUUAUCCUGCCAUGAAGAAUGCCCUUCUGCCGCGUAUAAAGAAACUCUGCAUUGGAACACCGUAUAUGUCGGUUAGAGUGAAUUGUCUCCUCUGCAUUGGAAGACUUCUCGAACAUCUCGACAAGUGGCUGGUACUUGAUGAAAUUAUUCCCUUUUUGGUGCAAAUUCCCUCGAGGGAACCAGCUGUUCUUAUGGGAAUUCUUGGUAUCUACAAGCUCGCUCUGACUAACAAUAAAUUGGGCAUUACAAAGGAUGUAAUGGCUACAAAGGUUAUACCCUUCCUCGUGCCACUCUGCAUUGAAAAUGGUCUGUCAUUGAGUCAAUUUAAUGCCCUCAUAUCAUUGGUGAAAGAUAUGAUUGAUCGUGUGGAACAGGAGCAUCGAACGAAGCUGGAACAAUUGAAUUCAAUUCAGCAAGAAUCAAAGGCACUUGAUCUCAACUAUGCCAGUGCUACGGGGCCGUUAGUACCCUCAGUACCCACUGGAGUUACACCCGAAAUGGAUACGAUGUUCUCGAAUUUGGGGCUUGAUUCGUACUUGUCGAAAAUCUCACCACAGGAAGCUACAAGUCCGGCUGUUGAGGUGAAAAUGACCUCAUCUCUGUUACUUGAGGACAAGCAACGAAUGGUGAAGCAACAGGAGCAGACGCAACGGCUACAGCAACAACCAUCAUUGGUUGCACAGCAGCCAGUACAAAUUGCUCCACCUCCAAAACCGAAAGACCUCACGUCUACACUCAUAGAAGCCAAUCUCAAUUUAAUGAAAACAACCGCAGCAACAACGAGGGGGAGUUCCAUCAACAACAACCCUUCUUCCCUUUCAUGGGCCCCAACAGCAACACCUGCAGCUGCUCCUUCAUGGAAUAAUGGCAUCACAAGCCCCACAUAUGCAUCGGGGAGUACCAAUCAGUGGAAUAAUAACAAAUCUACGGCGGGAAAUUGGACAGCAUUGGACUCAUUGCUACCAAAUAAGAGCACAAAUAAGAUGAGCCUCAAUCAAAUGCCAACGUCAAAUCAACCUCUACUCAAAGCAUCCGCAACUCCUAGUCAAAAUCAGUCGAAACAACCAACUAAUCAAUUAAGUACACAGGAUAUAAUGGAUUUUCUCGGCUAAGGGCACAUUUCUAUUUGUUCGAGUUUUAAAAAAAUAUCUUCUACAGAAUGGUCUGGAAAGUUUGGUCAUGAUUUUAGCAGCUAAGAACUUUUGAUUGCAAUAUUUGAUAUUUGAAUAAUUUUGCCGGAAAAGUAUGCGUAAAUUAAAAGUUUUUACCUAGUUUUUGAUUUAGGGCUGUAUCUCGAAAAUUUUAGCCGCUAGAAAUCAAAAUGUAAAAGUAAAUUUUUCUUUGUUAAUUCAUUUAACUACCAAAUCCGGCUUAAUUUUUUUUAGCCAUGGCUUUCUUAACCGAAAUUUAUUUUUUUUUUAAUCAGGCUUAGGUUUCUUAGGGUUAGGGAAGUCUGACUUGGGAAUAAAUACAAAAAUGAAUUUAA
This is a messenger RNA of Lutzomyia longipalpis, 3056 nucleotides long. Its product is annotated as SCY1-like protein 2. Gene Ontology annotation, molecular function: protein kinase activity; ATP binding. Bases 139 to 2682 code for a protein of 847 amino acids. The record is from RefSeq and is a predicted model, not a curated record. Lineage: Eukaryota; Metazoa; Arthropoda; Insecta; Diptera; Psychodidae. Gene Ontology annotation, biological process: protein phosphorylation. The transcript has 3 exons.